Rubroshorea leprosula is the source of this 625-nucleotide messenger RNA. The record is from the annotation of a GenBank genome assembly. Lineage: Eukaryota; Viridiplantae; Streptophyta; Magnoliopsida; Malvales; Dipterocarpaceae.
UCUUCUUCCCUUGGACAUACCCAAAUUUCAGAAUUUCUGUCUCUGCAACUACUCUUCAAAUGGCAUCUUCUUCUCAAAACCCGUUGCAAAAUUUCCAUGAUUUCCUACCCCUCAUGGCAGGCAAGCUCGGCGGUGACGGCCUGAUCGAGGAGCUGUGCAAUGGGUUCAACUUGCUGGUUGACGGCGAGAAGGGGGUCAUUACUUUUGAAAGUCUAAAGAGGAACUCUGCUUUUCUGGGUUUGCAGGAUUUGACCGAUGAUGACCUCCGGUGCAUGUUGAAAGAAGGGGAUUUCGACGGGGACGGCGCACUUAGUCAGAUGGAGUUUUGCGUUUUGAUGUUCCGGUUGAGUCCUGAGUUGAUGGAGGCUUCCCGGUUUGUGUUCCAAGAAGCUAUUGAACAGGAACUCAAGGAUGGUUACUAAUGAUUUUGACCAUGCAUUUUUCUCCAUUUGUUUUACAAUUUUUCUGGGAAUGUAAUGAAAUUGGUGGAAUAUACAGAAAGGAUUAAUUUUGACUGAAUCAUCUUCUUCAACAAAUGAGAUUACUGUUUUGUUCUGGGUUUUCUUUAGCAACCUUGAUUUAAACAUCAAUAGAGAAGCAAUUUUCGUUGGAAAUCAGAAGUAGA